Messenger RNA from Penicillium coprophilum, 723 nucleotides. RefSeq lists its product as uncharacterized. Lineage: Eukaryota; Fungi; Ascomycota; Eurotiomycetes; Eurotiales; Aspergillaceae. The transcript has a single exon. The record is from RefSeq and is a predicted model, not a curated record. The coding region runs from base 1 to 723 and encodes 240 amino acids.
AUGUCUCCGAGCUUCUGGGACGACGUGAUGGCUCUCAUCCAGCAAGGUUCCUCCACAGCUCGGGAGAGUAUUCCACGACCAAGCACAACCCUACUGUCGCUUUCAAAGUUCCCAGAAUAUCUUCAUCAGCCGCGCUCUCAUCACCUCGAGAUUCUUGAAGCAUAUAUGAGACUCCAAGCAGACGCACAGAACAUCUAUCCGUAUCUAGACCAGCUCGUGGUGCCAGCUGCCCCUUCCUCCCCGGUCAUUGGUCAACGACCGCGUCAUCGAGCAGCAUACACCGUGAUCGUUGCUUUAGCACUUCUUUUAAACACUAUUCUUCGUGCACUGGAUUCAGAAAACGUCAUGCUCACCCACGAGUCGACAGUAUUUUGCGAGAGAAUCAUCAACGAGGCUGAGGCGGCUUCCAGUUAUCGUCCGCUGGGUGCUGCUUAUGUUGUGCCAUGUCUGGUCGUGGCAUUGGGUACUGCAGACGAUCCAGGGCAGCUGGCUCGCAUCAAGGCCACAUUGACCGAAUAUGAGACUGACUUCCAGGGAUUUGAAUGGAGGGAACUUGCUUCGUGGCUCAGGGCUGUAUUUCGCAGCCACCGUGCACGCGAGCCCCUGAUAUCCAGCAAUGUAGAUGCAUUAGCUUUCGAGGCUCAGGGAGCUUGUAUGACGCAACUGCAAGCUAUAUUCGGACUGUCUUUCUAUUCAGACUGUAGUAAAAUCGAAUCCCUCUGA